This is a messenger RNA of Sinocyclocheilus anshuiensis, 1966 nucleotides long. Its product is annotated as peripherin-2-like. Gene Ontology annotation, cellular component: plasma membrane. The record is from RefSeq and is a predicted model, not a curated record. The coding region runs from base 421 to 1470 and encodes 349 amino acids. Lineage: Eukaryota; Metazoa; Chordata; Actinopteri; Cypriniformes; Cyprinidae. Gene Ontology annotation, biological process: visual perception. The transcript has 4 exons.
CUAACUUUGGCCAAAUCCAGUGUGUCUCACCCAACCAUGGGCAUGGAGGUGCAAGGGCACCACUCUCACCAUUGAGUGGGCAUCUGGCUCAUUUUAGCAUCGCUACGGGGGGAUCACCACCAAAAAAUCUGGACUGACCUUUGCUAACAGAUUAAAUGACAACAACAUACAGAAUAUCGGCUGCGCUGUUUGGAUGAAACUGAAUUGAUCUCGUAUUCUAACAAAGAAAGGGAACUUAACGGAUUUACACCAAGUUACCUAUUUUUUCACAGAUAAUUUGAAGCUCCAGCAGUUUCAGUCUGAUUCUCAGCACCUCUUUCAGAGAGUUCGCAUUUCGACAACGUUUGAACACUUCUGCAUUUUUUCCACACUCUACUAGUCUUCCUUUUUCUCGGCUUUACACCACAAUACUCUUUCACAAUGGUUGUGGGUAAGAUGAAGUUCACUUUUCAGAAAAGGGCCAAGCUGGCCCAGGGUUUGUGGCUGCUCUCAUGGUUGGCAACUCUGGGUGGAGCGGUUACCUUCACUUUAGGAUGCUUCCUAAAGACUGAGCUUCGAAGGAGGGGAGAGGUAAUGGACAACACAGUCAUCCACUGUGUGCCCAAUACCUUGAUGAUUGUGGGUCUUGCUUCGAUGGGCAUCAAUUACUUUGCCAGUCGAAUCUGCCAGGAUGCCCUAGAUCCUGGGCGUUUUCAACGAUGGAAGACCUUCCUGAAGCCCUAUUUUGGAUGCUCAAUAUUCUUCACCACCCUCAUGCUGAUUUCAGUCAUCUUGAGUUACGCCAUGAAGGGCAGCCUGGAGACCUCCCUGAAAAUCGGCUUGAAGAACGGUAUCCGCUUCUACAAGGACACCGACACUCCAGGCCGCUGCUUCCAGAAGCAGACCAUUGAUCGCCUUCAGAUGGAGUUCCAGUGCUGUGGUAAUAACGACUACAGGGAUUGGUUUGAGGUGCAGUGGAUCAGCAACCGUUACCUGGAUUUCAGCUCUAAGGAAGUUAAGGACCGCAUUAAGAGCAAUGUAGAUGGUCGUUACUUGGUUGACGGUGUGCCCUUCAGUUGCUGUAACCCUAGUUCUCCCAGACCCUGUAUCCAGUACAAAAUCACCAACAACACCGCCCACUACAACUACGACCACCAGACCGAAGAACUCAACAUCUUCAUUCGUGGUUGCAGAGAAGCUCUGGUCAACUAUUACAUGGGGCUGAUGAACACUAUUGGAGCUGCAGUUCUGUCUGUCUUCAGGCUACAGAGCUCAGUGUUGGCCAGUGUGCGCCUCCUGCAGACGUCUAUGGAGGCUGUUGCUGGACAAGAGAAUGUGGAGAUUGAAACCGAGGGCUACUUGCUUGAGAAGGGAGUGAAAGAGACCUUCAUGGGGUACAUGGAUCCUGUGCUGAAGCUCCUGUUGCUGAACCAGGUAACACCUCCUGAAGCCAAACCGGAAGCAGGGGCCACUGGAACAACCACCAGCUAAAGAGUCAGAUUUAUCUGACCACUGAAAUGUUUCCAGUUGGAGGCCAAGAGUGCUGACAACUAAUCAAAUAAUUUACGUUUUGGUAUUUUUAUAUAUCAGUCUUAAUGACCUACAUCUCAAAGAGUUGUAUACUUCAUUAAUACACUAAAAUGGUUGUUUCUAAAAUAAAUUAACAAAUUAUUUAUGGCAAACAUAUGAUAUUGUUAGUCUUGGGGUGAGUAAACGUCUGUUCAUUCCUGUCAGGGGAACUUGGUGCAGCUAUGCCUGGGAAAUGACUAGCAUUAUGCUAACAUUUCCACCAUGAAUGGUUGAAUAUUUGAAUGACUGAGCAGUUUCUUAACAGAAAGUUCUAUUUUAUUUCUUCCCAUUUACAAAAUCAUGUCAUACACCUAAAAGAGGCUGAUUGUGAAAUAUAUUCUAUGUUGUAAUACUAUGCUGCCACAUGGAUGUAUGUAAAUGAUUGGAAUAACAGAAAGAUGCAAAUCAAUACCCUUGU